GGACGGGCCUACGGGCGCACGUGACUCCGGUGGGUGUGUGCUGUCCUCAGCCUUCAUUCAGAGCGACGUUUUACUAAAGUUGUAAGAUGGCGACGGUGCAUCUGAGAAUCGGGGAUCUUGUAUGGGGAAAGCUUGGUCGCUACCCACCAUGGCCAGGAAAGAUAGUAAGCCCCCCCAAGGACCUGAAAAAACCAAGAGGCAAAAAAUGCCAUUUUGUGAAAUUUUUUGGAACUGAAGACCAUGCUUGGAUCAAAGUGGAACAGCUGAAGCCCUACCACGCCCACAAAGAGGAGAUGAUCAAGAUAAACAAAGGCAAACGCUUCCAGCAGGCAGUAGAUGCAGUGGAGGACUUCCUAAAGAAAGCGAAGGGGAAAGAACAGAACUCUGAUGGCAAAGGAGACUCUAAAGGCAAGAAGGCUCAUAGCAAGCCACUGAAAAUUCUGGAGGAGGAUGAUGAGGAUCUGAGUGCCCUGAAGGACCCGUCUGAGAAGGACUUAACUGACUCUGACCCCGAGCCGUCCACUAUUGAGAGGCUGGGGGCUGGACCUGGCUCAGGAUUCAAAUGGGAAAGCAGUCCUGUGAAGGACGACCCACAUUUCCACCACUUUCUACUCAGCCAGUCUGAGAAGCCUGCCUCAUCAAUGGAACCCAUUAGCAAACGCCUGAAGAUCAUUGAAGAGGACACAGGUUCAACAUCCAUCCAAGCAGCAGACAGCACAGCCGUCAAUGGCAGCAUCACACCCACAGAUAAAAGAAUAGGGUUCUUGGGUCUGGGGCUUAUGGGUAGCGGUAUAGUUUCCAACCUGUUAAAGAUGGGUCACGUGGUCACAGUGUGGAACCGCACAGCGGAAAAGUGUGACCUCUUCAUCCAGGAGGGUGCCAGGUUAGGCCGAACUCCUGCAGAAGUGGUUUCCAUGUGUGAUAUCACCUUCUCCUGUGUCUCAGACCCAAAGGCUGCCAGGGAUUUGGUGUUGGGCCCCAGUGGAGUGCUGCAGGGGAUCAGGCCAGGGAAAUGCUACGUAGAGAUGUCCACUGUAGACCCAGAGACUAUCACAGAGCUGUCACAGGUGAUCACAUCACGGGGUGGCCGUUUUCUUGAGGCUCCGGUGGCAGGCAGCCAGCAGCUCUCCAAUGAUGGGAUGCUAGUUAUCCUGGCAGCCGGUGACCGAACAGUUUAUGAGGACUGCAGCAGCUGUUUCCAGGCCAUGGGCAAGACCUCCUUCUUCCUGGGUGAGGCAGGGAACGCAGCAAGGAUGAUGCUGAUCCUCAACAUGGUGCAGGGGAGUUUCAUGGCGACCAUCGCCGAGGGGCUGACUCUGGCCCAGGCCACCGGCCAGUCACAGCAGACCUUCCUGGACAUCCUUUGCCAGGGCCAAAUGGCUAGCACCUUUGUGGACCAGAAAUGCCAAAAUAUCUUACAGGGCAAUUUCAAGCCAGACUACUAUUUGAAGCAUAUUCAGAAGGACCUGAGGCUAGCCAUCUCCAUGGGUGAUAUGGCCAACCAUCCAACCCCAAUGGCUGCAGCUGCCAAUGAGGUUUACAAGAGGGCUAAGGCACUGGACCAGUCGGACAACGACAUGUCUGCAGUCUACAGAGCCUACAUUCACUAGAGCAAGUUGUGACCUAUCCUCUGGACCACACAAUCUUUAAUCCCUUUUUAUUUCUCCCAUGUUCAUGUAAUGAGUUAUUUUGUUGUUGCUGUUAUAAUUUUAUUAUUAUUUUGCCCAGCACCAGUUAUGUUUCCUGCCCACAAGCAAUGGAAUGGGAACUGUGUUGUUGGAGGCAACCUUGAGCAUUGCACUGACUUUGAUGAAUACAGCUAUAAGAAUGCUCUACGAAGGUUGUACUACUGUGCCUGCGCUGUCUUGUGGGCCAGUUUGUCCACGUUGUGAAAUCCAAUGGUAAAGUAAUGCAGGGUGUUUUGGUAAGGAUGUGGAGUGCAGCGGGGCAUGCAGUUUAUGCCAGACUAAACGCUGUCAGGUUAUGUGGGUGCACAAAUCCUAAAGAUGAAUUUAUUACCUGCUUAGGUGCAUAUGAUUAGGUUAUUUAAGACUGUGUAAUCUUUCUUUUCUUUUUUUAUUGUCCAGAAUUCCAUGAGAGAAAACACCAAGAACAUGCCACUGCAUUGCCUUAAUAUUGUAACCCCCAAGUUGUUCAGUAAUAGAUGUAUUUAUUUAUUUCUGUUUCUUUAUAGGUCUUCUUGGUGCAGUUUGUCAUGGCGUGUUACUGUAUUUGAUGAGAUGAUCUUUGCUUUUUUUUUUUUUUUAGGUGUUUAUGAUCUUUCUUGAAUAAGUCAAGGACAGAGCAACAGAUAUGUUGAGGCCUUAAAUGCAGUAAUAAUUAAUAUCUCAUCAAGACUUGAGCAGACCUUUAAACUUUGUCUUCACAAGAGUUUUUCUCUUUCAAAUACUGGAACUAAAUAAUUCCACUUUUGAGUUGAGUUUUAACUAAAGUCACUAAAUUGACCCCAAAAUAAAGUGCACCGUAGUUGCCAGUCAUUGUUUUCGGUAAGAAUGCAUGAAUAAGCUGCAGAAUCUGUUAUGAUAUAAUGAUACGGAAGAGGAUUAGGGCCACACAAAAAUAAGAGAUUGAUCUCAGAACACAAUAUUUUAAUCCUCUUCCUCAGACAAGUCACAAUGCUGAGUUAACGUUAAUUUCAGCAUUCUGAUGUCUUUUUUUUCCCCCACAGAAUUUGGACUUUUCACAAAUUUCUGAGACUCAUCUCAGAACCUUUCCUUCACAUGGCCCUAAUCCUCUCCCAUAAUUCUAAAUAUUGGGAUUUGAUCAGAAAGGUUUUCUGAAGUUAGCUUGAAGCCACGGACAGAUGUUUUGUUCCUAUAUUUUGUAUAUAUUAAUGUGGACCCUAUUUAUGCCCCCAAAUUCCAAAACAGUACAGGUUCGAGAGACUGGCUCCCCUCAAGCUGUUCAGAAGUCAUAUCCUCCAUGCUGUGAUUUGUAUUGAAAAGCCAAUAUUAGUGUAACCCUCAAACACAACUGAACAAAUGAAGUUGAGAUUUUCAUAUUCCGCAAAGUCAGGGGCAAAAAAGCACACAGAUAUCAACAUGCUUUUUUUUAAAUUAUUUUUUAUUUUUUAAAUUAUCCUCAAGACUGGUUCAAGGUAUAACAAAGGGACAGGCAGAGGUCAUGUGACAAGCAAUGGAGGAUCUUGAUCAGGGACAUGAAUGCUGUGCUCAUGUUGUAUUAGAUUUACCGUAAAUGCGAGCUGCUGACCAGAGAAAAACGUCCUAGUUGUAGUUAAAAGUAGAAAACAUUUGAGAUUUUGUGUGCGUGUGCGCGUGUGUGAGAGUGUGUGUGUAAGCUCCAUCUCCCACAUGCCAUGAAUUGUGGAAGUAUUUUCUCACAGGCAGAAAACACUGCAGUGAGUUAAUCAGUGGUGGCAGUCUUUGUUUCCUGUGGCCUUUGAGGUGUCUCAGUAGAGAAUAUGGUUUGAUUGUAAACUCUCGAGAUCCGACAGGUUGAACAUGGAGUUGUAGCAACAAGGUGCCGUUCUAUGUGUGCUUUCCCGAUAAGACAUGAACACAACAUAAGUAACAUACUGCAUUACUUCGUAGAGAGGGAACAACCACCAUCAUAAGACCCUAAAUUGUAGUUAUUUCCUGGCAAAAGAAAAUAUGUAUUGUUUUUUUUUUUGUUUUGUUUUGUUUUGUUUUUAGGUCCCACUGUUCUAUCAGUUUGAAAUAGUAAGUCUCCUUAUAUUAAUUUCUGAUUAAAUUGAAUAAUUUUAUCGCAUGUUAAGAGGAGGUUAUCUUCCCAUUUUGAAAGAUUUGCCAAAUGAACGACGUUUAAGGUUUUUAGUUUAGGUUCCUAUUACACAGUAUAGUGUAAAGAAAUGUUUUUAGAAGACAAGACCUGUAAAUAGCACAUUAGGCUGAGUGGGGUUACUUUUAUAUAUAUACGAUGGAGGGUGGGGGGAGCAAAUGAAGAAACUACUUUUGCUUUUGACUCUACAGGCCGACUGUCUAACAUCAUUGUGUCUUAAUACUGUAGAUUGUUCAGUUGAAGUGUAAAUGGUUUAUUAAUAUGUGGCUUAUAUAACCUGGCUUAUAAUCACAUUGAAAUGACAAUGACUUGGAUCCCGUUUGAGGAAGGAGGGUGAAACUUUGGUUUUGGGGAUAUUUAUGAUUUUGUGUACAUGUGGAAAUAUCAAGACUUUUUGUGCCGUUUAUUAAAUCCUCUCCUGAUUAAUGGCA
This is a messenger RNA of Myripristis murdjan (pinecone soldierfish), 4211 nucleotides long. RefSeq names its product glyoxylate reductase 1 homolog (Arabidopsis) (gene glyr1). NCBI's taxonomy places the organism in Eukaryota, Metazoa, Chordata, Actinopteri, Holocentriformes, Holocentridae. Gene Ontology annotation, cellular component: chromatin. Gene Ontology annotation, molecular function: NADP binding; nucleosome binding; NAD binding. Bases 87 to 1610 code for a protein of 507 amino acids. Gene Ontology annotation, biological process: transcription elongation-coupled chromatin remodeling. The record is from RefSeq and is a predicted model, not a curated record. The transcript is spliced from 16 exons.